AUGGAGCUGCGCCGCCGUGGGGCUGCCAAGGAGGGCAAGGAGGAGGUCCUCUGUCGCAUUUGCCACGAUGGGAGUGGCACGCUGGUGCGCGCCUGCGGCUGCAAAGGCUCCCUCGCGCACGUUCAUCCGGAGUGCCUGCUGCGGUGGCGGGCCUAUUCCCCCAAGGCAGCGUCGGUGUGUGAGCUCUGUGACUUGCCAUACCGACUACCUGGUCCGCUGGGUUGUGGCCAGACGUCGGCUCUGACCUUGACGCUGCUGGCGCUGUUCAUGACCUGGCUCUCCCUUCUGAGAGAUGUCCUGGUCGUCAAUGGGUCGCUCCUGCCCGCGGCAAAGCACUGCAACGUGGGGGAGUUCACCUCCCCUUGGCGGCGAGCCCUGCGGGGCCUCUUUGAGGCGGCCGACCUCGACCAAGACGGGGCCAUGUCCCUGGACGAGAUGCGGAUGCUGGCCAACCGCACUGGAGAAAAAGUCAGCGACGCAGUGCUCGAGCUGGCGCUCAAGCAUGCGGACCACACCGAGCGGGGCCUCACGGUGCAAGGUCUGCGGCAGACGUACGAGCGGGACAGCGGCGCGGUGCUGCUGCAGGAGAUUUGCACCGUGGACCCUAUAUACACAUGUAUGUAUGUUUAUAUAUAUAUAUAUAUAGAAAAAUACAUUAAUUAUACAUCUGUUUAUUGA
Messenger RNA from Symbiodinium natans, 678 nucleotides. The record is from the annotation of a GenBank genome assembly. Lineage: Eukaryota; Dinophyceae; Suessiales; Symbiodiniaceae.